Molecule: messenger RNA, 6042 nt
Organism: Rhopilema esculentum
Lineage: Eukaryota; Metazoa; Cnidaria; Scyphozoa; Rhizostomeae; Rhizostomatidae
Molecular function (GO): ATP binding; DNA translocase activity
Source: RefSeq, a predicted model, not a curated record
UUUAAUGAUUUUAUUCGGAAUUUUCUACUGCUCGCAAGGCACAAUGUCUUCGGAUAGACGAUCGACGAGCCACCUUAAUAGACACAAAUCUUCGGCAUUGGCGGGAAAAAAGAUGGAGGAGAGUUCAGACGACCUCGAAGCGAAAAAAAAGAAAUUUUAUGAGCACAUUCAAGAUGCAAAGCUGAAAAUAAAAGAAGGUCUCUACAAUGAAGCACUUGCCUCUUAUAAAAAAGCAGAAUCUAUUCAUUCUUCUGAAAAAUUACAGCAUAAAAUCACAAAACUAACUAAAUUUUUAGAGGAAUUGGAACUUGAUGACAGUGACUCUGAAGAUGUUGGCAAUCACUAUGAAAAUGUAGAUGGCUUCAAGAUAUAUAAGGAAUGCUGGGAUAAGCUUUAUCCUUAUCAGAAAGAUGGAGUCAGAUGGUUUUGGAACCUCUAUACUGAAAAGAAAGGAGGAAUUUUAGGAGAUGAUAUGGGGCUUGGUAAAACAAUCCAAGUGAUUGCAUUUAUGAGUGGUAUGUUUGAUCAAGGUCUUGUUAAGUAUGCAUUGAUAGUUGUCCCGAAGUCUCUGCUGACAAAUUGGAUCAAUGAGUUUGGAAAAUGGUCACCAGGCAUUCGGCUAGCAGAAUUUCAUGGAACAAAGGCAAAGCGUGAAAAAGAACUAGACAAAAUACAAAGGAAAAGUGGUGUCAUUUUGACUACAUAUGGGACCCUGAGCACAAGUCAUGAGCAGCUUGCAGAGUUCCAUAACCAAAGGUUUAUUUGGGAUUAUAUAAUUCUUGACGAAGGCCACAAAAUCAAGAACCCCAACAAGACAUCAAAAUGUGUUCGUUCUAUUCCAGUAAAGAAUCGUAUUAUUUUGACAGGAACACCAAUCCAGAAUAAUUUAUCGGAACUCUGGUCGCUAAUGGACUUUGUAACAGAUGGAAGGUUGCUUGGGACACUCAAGACAUUCAAGACAGAAUUUGAAAAUCCCAUUGUCAGGGCUAGGGAGCGUGAUGCAUCUACCUACGAAAAGCGAGUUGGCGACGAAAUCUCAGAAACGUUGCGACAAAUGAUUGCAAAGCAUAUAUUGAGAAGACGAAAAGCUGAUGUAUUCAAAGCUCAGGAUGAAAGCACUGAGGUCGAUGGGGUUGAAGAUUCCACCUCGAAUGAUUCAUCCAAGGAGUCAGUUAGCAAAAUGGAUGUCAAGCUUUCGAAGAAAAACGACUUAAUUGUAUGGUUAUAUCUCUCUGAUAUUCAGCUGAAAAUUUACAAGCAGUUCUUGCAGCUGGACUAUAUUGUCGAGGCGAUGCACAGCACGAGAUCUCCACUGGCACAGCUAACGAUGUUGAAGAAGAUAUCAGACCACCCAAGAUUGCUCUCAAAUGCUGUUUGCGAGGCUCUUGGUUUCAGUGAAGACACAGGUGAGUGUGAAGACAUUCUUGUCGAAGAAUCUUCAAAACUUCAGUUCGUGUUAGAGCUUGUGAACAGCUUUGUCAAAGAAGGUCAUCGUGCUCUGAUAUUCAGUCAAUCUCGUAAGAUGUUGGAUAUUGUGGACAAGGUUCUCUCGAAACAGGGUGUCAAAUUGCUCAGAUUCGACGGUAGGAUACUGGACCCAGCUGAACGGCAAUCAUUGAUUGAAAAGUACCAAAACGAUACCAGCUACACUUGCUUCCUGCUCACGACUCAGGUUGGUGCAGUAGGGCUGAACCUUACAGCGGCGGACAGAGUGAUAAUCUUUGAUCCAAGUUGGAACCCAGGGAAUGAUGCCCAGGCAGUUGACAGAGCUUAUCGAAUUGGGCAGAACAAGGAUGUGAUCAUUUACCGGUUAAUAACGUGCGGGACAAUUGAGGAGAAAAUCUAUAGAAAACAGAUCUUCAAGGAUGCCUUGUCAAAGCAGACGACAGGAACAUGCAAGAACCCACUGAGGUACUUCGCAAGACACCAACUUCGUGAGCUAUUUAUUCUAGGGGAUACGACGUUUUCUGAGACGCACGGUAUUUUGAGAGAACUGAGUGGUGAAAUGAAAUGGGAUCCAUCGGUGGAAAGUCAUUUGGGCUUUUUGAAAUCACUAAAUAUCUUUGGUGUGAGCAACCACAGUUCGGUUUACGCAAAGGAGGAAAGGAAUGUAGAGGAAGAAGUAAAUGUAAGGGGGAUGGAAUUCGAUAUGCAGGUGGUAGAAAGGGCAAAAAGAGCCCAAGACCUAGUCAUGUCUGAAGUGAAUCUAUGCGAUAGAAUAUCUCAUCUUUCAAUCAACGAAUCAUUCAAGCCAACUGAUAUUAGAAGAUACCUGCCAACUUUAUCAAAAGAUGAAAAGAAGAAGCAAAGAAAGCGAAGCUCCGGAACAGAAGUAGUGAGCGUGGUAGUACCCGAUUCACCAACUGCAUCACACAACUUUGGUUCACCCGAUGGAGAACAGCCAAGAAAUCAUGUUGGAAAUGUUAUCGAAAUUGAAGAUUCCUUCACAGAAGGAUCGGAAAGCCCUCAAAAAUCCGACAAUAACAGUAGCGACCAUCUGGUCGAAGAUUCUCCAACUGGAACAUCAGAAGGGUCUGGCGAGGACGAGAAGACUGGUGUCAUUAGCCCUGUAGAAUUGUUGCCUUUGAAUGGCAGUAGCCAUGACCAUAUUGGGAUAUCACCAGUUAAAAAAGAAAUUUUCAUUGAAGAUUCUGACGAAGAAAGGCCUGCAAAUGUUCUUGUCUCCAAACAGCAUUCUCCAGAACGCGGUACCGACUCGAAUUGCUGUUCAUCUGCGAAUUACUCAGUGCAAGAUUCGUUUGAUGAUAAAACAUGCCCUGCAGUGAGUCAAAUGAGGUCAAUUUCUACCAACGAAUAUUUGCCUAAUGGGGACUUGCAAGCUAGCACAGGAGAAGAUUCUCUAUCGCACGACGAAAAGGAAAGUCUCUGUUCCAAGAAUUCCGUAAACGUUGACGCCAGCAGCGCAUCUUAUGUUGAUAUGGUUGAUGACAUGUGUAGUCCAAUCAGCAAUGUUUCUUUACAUCAAGAACCAAUCAGCACAUCGCUGAACGCUGCUGUUGAUAAGUCGGUUUUCACUCCGGAUUCUGUAAUGCCAAUCACUAAUGCAGUCGCAGCCUCAAGUACUGUGGCCUCUACCCCAAAAUCGGCCAUAGCAAGAGACUCCUUUUCUGCCGUUAAGGAUUCUCCGCGUAAAGAUCUUCGACGGUCGGCUGCAGCACUUAUUUACGGUCUCACCAAAACCUACGACAACACUGCGAAUUCUCCAACUGAGGUCUCUGUAGAAGUUGUAGACAUGGCUUGUAGUCCAUUGCGUGUCGAGGAAAAUGAAAAUAAUUUUCUCAAGGAGCCCGCUAAUGGUUCAAGUGUGAACCUGCAAACAUUAUCUGCAAAUUCAUCUGCCUAUGGGAAUGACCAGAGAGUGAGCUUUGGUCUCCACGAAGUAGUCAGGCAUUAUGAUAUCAACGCCCAGCAGUGUUCGACACCGCACCAGGAAAAGCCUGUACCUCCGAUAGAUGUAAACGUGGAUAGGCGACGGACCUUUAACUGGAGUGCAAUGGCCAACUUGCAGAUCACAGAGAAGUCAUUAGAGUCAGAUGGCUUCUCAAACGAUGCAGAGUCCGAGUCAAUGUUUUCGAAUUCUGCUAACAAGCUAGAGAACCAAUCCCAACCGGCAUCGACUGAUUUGGGGAAUUCGGCAACUGGGAUGUGCACUUCAUCUCAAUAUGCUACGUCACAAUCACUGUUUUCCGAACUGACCGCUGAUGGAUCAAAAGACAAAUCUGCGCAGAAUUCUCAGCGCAGAUCAAAAUCAAUGCAGGGUGAAAUGGCAGACUUGCCAGAAAAUCCAUAUGAUGACGACAUUCAAGAAGCUGAAACGAUAUUGAUCACCCCAAGAGACAAUGAUAAUAGUAUGCCGGAUUUAAGUAUGGGAGAAUAUACAAGUGACAGGAACACCAUUAGAACUGGUAAUUUCCCAAACGGUAGCUCGCACAGUGGUAAAGAUGCCAAGUCUUUGAAUGGCUCAUAUCGACACAAUGAUGAAAGUAAUGAAAGUUGUGAAUUCACGGUUAAGGGUGAGACCUCGACAAGUCUUGCAAAUCAAACGAACGGUGAUGAUUUGUCCAGCAAUGAGGAGACUGGCGAUUAUGAUGAUUGUAAUGAUGAUGACUCAGUUUCUUCAAAUGAGUUGCAGAUGAUUAGCCUUUUAUCAGGCAAUCGAUCAAUCAAUCGCGAACAAGCAAUCAGCGACCAUGAAUAUCCAGAUGAUUUUGAUUCAGAAAGCGAUUCUAGUGAUUCUGACGACGAGGUUUUGUUGCACUCAAGACGCAGUCUGAGAAAGAGCAUUUUGGGCAAAGGUACGUCACUGAUUGCUAGUGACCAUUCUCCAAUGGCAGUGAAAGAAAGCCCAAUAUUGCACCACUCAGAUGGAUCAAUUGACUCACAGUCAGAGGAAAGGGCCAGCAUCAACGAAGAACCCGUUCAGGCGGACCAAAGUCAAGGCAGCUACCUAUCUGAGCAAGAGGUAGCAACCCAGCCUUGCAAUCAGGACGCGGCCACCCCUCCAUUGUACGUCUGGGACAAACCAUUCUACCGGAGAUGUCCUGGUAAUACAUCAAAGAAUUGCCUCUUAGAUGAAGGUGAAGGUUCUCAGUCGGCUGGAAAUGUGCUGGAAGUCUCGCGGCAGUCCAUAACAGACGAAGUCAGCGCUCAAGAAUCAACUGAACCUUGCCCCUGUCGCAGACAUGUGCCAAGUGACGUGAAAAUUCGACGAUGUUUCUGUGUUCUCAGUUCACAAGAACGUGUUGAAUACAUGAAUCACGUGAAAGAGGCAAAAAGACAAGAGCACCUUGGGAACGAAACAAAUGCCUUACUAGCCUUUUUGAAGGCCUUGGACAUUGCAGAUCACGAUUUGAUGAUGCAGAGAACAGCGUGUUUAUUGCUAAAGAAACUUCAGCUCUAAGUGUUCAAUAACAAUCUAGCUUUGAAUUAGAGGAAAGGGGUGGGUUAGCUACCAAAUGCUUGACUAGGAUAAUUUGCUACAAAAUUUUUCAUUACGGGGUAACUGAAUUUGUUCUAUUGAGCUACUUUAGCUUUUUUAUCUAAUACGGAUAGAUUUUCUGACAGUGGUUUUAUAAGAGAGAUAUUUGGGGCUUCAGUUGCUGAUGUAGAAACAGUACCAGCACUCCAUUUAAAGGAGGACAGGGUGGGACGGUGUAAGUUGCGGAGGAGUGGGGUAGCUGUUCGUGCGGUCAGACAGUUCAUCAAUAAUACCACAAUGAUCACUAUAUUCAAAGAAUAGGAAUAAUCUCCAAAUGAGUUAUUUUUACUUCUCUGUCCACUAAACAUUUGCAAUAGUUGUAGCCGCCCUCCCCCGAUCCGCAAUUUGCUUUCGGGUCCGAGUUGACAGCAGCAAUAAAAUGAAAAUAUAACCAUUAUUUGUUUUACCAUCUUUCAAUCGUUAUUCUUCUCCCCCGCAUCUCUUCACGCUUCUCCUCCGCACCUCCUAUGGAUCACCCUGAAAACCAGGUUAAGGUCAGGUUGAGUGUGCCUUGACAAUUUGGUUAUAUAAAUAGACAUUACCAAACAUAAAUAACAAAGUUUCAUUGUCCUGUAAAUAAAAUUGUUCACGGAAGGAAUUUUGUCAGUCAUCUACAUUCAUAUGCUAUUAUUUCAAGUUUUUGAAACUGAAAUAUCAGAAUCGAAACGGGAAAACUGUCUUCCCUGUUUCACUUUUUGAAAAAUGGUUUCGGAUAGUGAGUUCCGUGUUUGCGCCCUAUAUACUAAAGCUACUUUAUAUUCUUUCUGCUUAAAUGAUUGGGUUUUCUUGACUACUGUAUGCCCAAAAUACCGCAGAGACUAUAAUCUGGGGAUUAUAAGAAGUAUAUAUACAACAUAUAAUUUUUAGUUUAUCAUUUUAUACCCCCCCCCCUCCUUCUAGACAACUGGAACUGGUUUCCCAUAUCAAGUCCUUGAUUCGUCGAGUGGUGCUCUUGAUCGUUAUAUCAUGUGUAUAUCUAUUUUAAAUGACUUAUUGUGACUUGGCAAAUAAUUUUUAUUUUGAAUUGCGCAUAUUGAAACAGC